Messenger RNA from Candidula unifasciata, 681 nucleotides. Lineage: Eukaryota; Metazoa; Mollusca; Gastropoda; Stylommatophora; Geomitridae. The record is from the annotation of a GenBank genome assembly.
AUGAAAUAUAGGAAAGGGAACAAGUGUAGAACAAAUAAAAUAAAUGGAACGAAAAUAAUAAUAAUACACUGCUGUCUGCCAGAGAUGUGCCCCCGGAGCUGCUGUCUGCCAGAGAUGUGCCCCCGGAGCUGCUGUCUGCCAGAGAUGUGCCCCCGGAGCUGCUGUCUGCCAGAGAUGUGCCCCCGGAGCUGCUGUCUGCCAGAGAUGUGCCCCCGGAGCUGCUGUCUGCCAGAGAUGUGCCCCCGGAGCUGCUGUCUGCCAGAGAUGUGCCCCCGGAGCUGCUGUCUGCCAGAGAUGUGCCCCCGGAGCUGCUGUCUGCCAGAGAUGUGCCCCCGGAGCUGCUGUCUGCCAGAGAUGUGCCCCCGGAGCUGCUGUCUGCCAGAGAUGUGCCCCCGGAGCUGCUGUCUGCCAGAGAUGUGCCCCCGGAGCUGCUGUCUGCCAGAGAUGUGCCCCCGCCAGAGAUGUGUGUCCCCCGGAGCUGCCGCCAGCUGCCAGAGAUGUGUCCCCAGAGAUGAUGUCAUGUCCAGAGAUGUGCCCCGGAGCUGUGCCACAGUUUCAGCCAGAGGCUGUGUUGUGUGUUUUUUGUGUCUGUGUAAUACUUUUGUUUGUUGUAUCUGUCCGCCAGAGAUGUGCCCCCGAUCUGGUGUUUUUUCAUUGAGAGAUGUGACCCCAGAGAGCUGA